ACCGUCAUUUUGUAAAAUAUUAUCUUUAGAUUUAUUAAACAUGGUAGAGAAUCGUUUGAAAGUUCAAUAUGAUACCUUCGAUGUAUUUCAAAACGAUAAUCCCGGAUAUGUGAAUAAAUCAGGAAAACGGAUGGAUUUAGACCCUUUUAACAUUUCAAUAGAAAUAUCCAAAUCAAAAUUAUAUAAAACCGGUACCAGUAUCUUUCGCCCUACUGUCCCUCAAAUACAACCGAACCCAAAAAUUCAAGUAGUAGAUGGAGAUUGUUUAAAACAUGCAUUAAAAUUAAAAAGUGAAGGACAUAAUCCUAUUGUAUUAAAUAUGGCUAAUGCUGAAGUUCCAGGAGGCGGAUAUCUUUAUGGUUCUGGUGCUCAAGAAGAGAAUUUGUUUCGUAGAACGAAUUUAUAUCAAUAUCAUGAAUCUAAUAAAGAUCAAUGGUAUCCUAUACCUUUACUUGGUGGAAUUUAUUGUCCUAAUGCCACUGUCAUCAAAGCUAGUGAACAAGAAGGAUAUGAACUUCUUGAAAAACCUGAAACAAUGUCUUUUGUGGCUGUUGCUGCUAUAGCUCACCCAUAUUUGGUGGAACAUAAUAAUAAACCUACUUUAAAUGAAGAAGAUCAAGAAAUAACUAGAAAUAAAAUUCGUACAAUGUUAAAUAUUGGUUUAGAUAAUGGUCAUGAUGCGAUCGUAUUAAGUGCAUUCGGUUGCGGGGCAUUUGCUAAUCCACCAUCAACUAUAGCUCAAUUAUUUUAUGAAGUUAUUAGUAAAGAAUAUUCUGGUGGGAAAGAAAAUUUACGUAAAACUUAUAAAAAUAUCUCCUUUGCUAUAUUUGACGACUCCAGCGCUAGACAGUGGGAAAAUGGAGAAGGUAAUCUUUUACCUUUUAAAAAAAGAUUUGCUAAUGGAAUUUCAUCUACAGAAUCGGUAAAACAAGAAUUGUAAGUAAUAAAUUAAUUUUAAGAUAGUAUAAAUCUAAAUGGGUUGGUUUAUUUUUCUUUCGAUUUGUUUUUUAUUAUUAUUAUUCAUAUUAUUUUAUACAUAUAUUUGUAUGUAACCUUUUUAAAUAUUAUUAUUAAAUAAAUACGGAUGUAGUCAAGAUUUUGAAAUUUUUA
This is a messenger RNA of Rhizophagus irregularis DAOM 181602=DAOM 197198, 1110 nucleotides long. RefSeq lists its product as uncharacterized. The record is from RefSeq and is a predicted model, not a curated record. NCBI's taxonomy places the organism in Eukaryota, Fungi, Glomeromycota, Glomeromycetes, Glomerales, Glomeraceae.